CACGGAGAGCACGAGCAUCAUGUUGGACUCCAUGAGCUCGCGCACAGUGCCACACUGCUGAGAUUUGCUGUUUUUUUUCAGAGCGCGCGAGCUUUACGGAGCAGGUCGGUGAAGGAGGCGGUCAACAUGGACGCUGUUUCCGUCCACAGUGAGCGCGACGAUGCUGAAAUAAAGGCGAGCUCGACAGAAGGACCUGCUCUGAGUGAGAUCCCAAAGCUGUCGUUGUGCCCUCCGGACAGUGAGGACCCAGAGUCUCCAACAAAUCAGGGCACCAUAGAGCGGGACCAGAUAAACAACCUGUCCAGACCACCGUCCUCCUCUCAGCUGUAUGACCAAGUGUCACAGAGCUGUGCCUACCAGUCACCUCAACUCAAAAGAUGCCCAUGCUGUGGCCACAACCAGCCAAUCACAGGCAAUGUCUGUCUGAAUCAAACAAAUGCGCCUUCACAUUCUGACUGCUCAACCAACGCUGUCAAGACAGUUCACAGGUGCAGUCCCUUCCACCAGCCUAUGUGUCACAACACAAUGCAGUGUCAUUGGCUGCAGGGAUCACGUGAUGGCAGUAACUACAAGCCUGUUCAGCAUCAUGUGGUGACAGUCAGGACUGAGAGACUCCACAGGAUUCCGAAAAGCUACUCCCAGGUCAUAGUGGAAUACCCAAUGACAGUGCUUAUCUCAUGUGUGGUAGUGCUCCUCACCUUUUCCCUGGUAGGGAUUUUGACUGGUCCCUUGCCAGACUUCUCUGACCCUUUAUUAGGUUUCGAGCCCAGAGGAACAGACAUUGGGAUUAGAAUGGCAGCAUGGACAAAGCUGCAGGGAAGUACUGGGCCUGGGAAAGCACUAUCUCUGACUUCUCCGCAAUCUGCAGACAAGAGCACAGCACGAGAGGUCACGAGUAGAGCUCAGCAUCACUUAAAACAUCGUUUAAGAAGAAUGCUGCACAGAGACUCUACUGAGAACACGUUUUUCUGCAAUGCUCCAGGAGAUCGUUAUGCCCAGCUGGUCUUCCGCUCGGGAAACUCUGCCAGUCUCUGGAGUCUGAAGGCAAUCUACUCCAUGUGUGAGAUGGAACGGACCCAGUUACGCUCAGAUGCAUAUUUUGAAGAACACUGCCAGGUCAAAUCAGAGACUGCUGGCACCAAGUUUAAGAGAGAAUGCUGUCCAAGCUGGUCUCUGGGAAACGCCUUGGCUCUCCUCAACAACGUCUCAUCUUGCUUCAGUCUUACAGCGCAGCAAGUGACAGACAGUUUAAACUUGCUCAGAUACUGCGCUUCUUACUACCAUGAUGGAAGCUUGGUUGCAUUGUGCGCAGAAAGAAACAAAUAUGGCUACUGCGCAUCUGUCCCACUCGACUGCAAGCGCUCAAGCAUCAUCUAUCAGAUUCUACAUUACCUGGUGGAUAAGGAUUUCCUCGGGCCCCAGACUGUUGAAUACCAAGUUCCAUCCCUAAAAUACAGUGUUUUGUUUCUACCGGUGGCAAAAGGAGAUGCAUUAAUGGAGAUGUAUUUGGAACAUCUAGAGGGUAAUGAACUCACAUAUAACAACAUCACUAUAACAGGGAUGGACCUCGGGAUUAAGCAAAAGCUUUUCAAGUUUUACCUCUCACGAGAUUCUGUCUACCCAAUUCUAACCGUCCUUGCGCUGCUGAUUACAAUGGCCUUAUAUCUUAAGUCACUCCUUGUGUCAGUUAUGUCACUGGUUGCGGUCACAUUGUCACUUUUAACAUCUUAUUUCUUUUACAAAGUAGCGUUCGGCUUAAGAUUUUUCCCACUCCUCAAUCUUGCGGCAGUUCUUAUCCUUUUGGGAAGUUGCUUAAAUCACGCCUUCACAUUUACUGACUUAUGGAAGUUACAACUGAGCCAUAAUCCUCCAGCUGCACUAGAAAAGAGAAUGCACCGAGUCUUACAGGAAAUGGGGUACUUGAUAUUGGUAUCCGGACUAACAUCUAGUGUCGCGUUCUACUCAGGCUACAUAAGCAGCAUCACAAUUGUAAGGUGUUUUGCUGUGUACCUUGGUAGUGCCUCUUUAAUCAAUACACUAUUCACUCUUGUUUGGCUACCCUGCACUGUUGUUUUGCAAGAGCGUUAUGCCGAAACAACUUCAACUUUCGCUACUAAGCCACCAUGGAAGCCAUGCUGUUCAAAAAUUCCAGGGGGCUUCUGGGAUACAAGUUCAAGGAAGCGGUGCCUUUUCACAAUGGGACAGAAAAUUCGAGGUCUUAAACGAGGUCUCACUGACACAUCAAAUUUGCUUUUCUUAAAAUUCCUGCCCUGUGGUGUGGUCAAGUUUCGGUACAUAUGGGUCUGCUGGUUUGCAGUGCUGGCUGCAGGAGGAAUUUACAUAUCAUGUGUUGACCCUGGUAUGAAACUGCCAUCUUCAGACAGUAGAGCAACGCAACUGUUCCGCUCAAGUCAUCCUUUCGAGAGAUAUGAUGCAGAAUACCGCCACCAGUUCAUGUUUGAGCGAUUAAAACAAGGAGAGGAUGAGCCUAUGUCCCUGACUCUCAUCUGGGGCGUCAUCCCAACUGAUGAUGCUGAUCAUUUCAAUCCAAAAGGCAACGGCUCCUUUGCCAUGGAUCCAGAAUUCAAUAUGACUAGUUCUGAAGCUCAACAGUGGUUGCGAGAGCUGUGUGGGAAAAUCAGAAACCAGAGUUUUUAUUUGCCAUCACCAGCAGAACAUGAAGCAGUGGAAGACAAUGCCUGUUUUGUGGAAGAUUUGAUUCACUGGGUGUCUUUACGCCGCUGUUCCGAGAGUGAGGAUGCAUUCAGUUUCUGCUGCAACAAUAUUUCCUUCCCGUACCCUCCGAAUGUUUUUGAGCAGUGUCUCAAAAUGAUGUUGGCAGAACAGCAGGCAGCGAGGCGUUCGCCCAGAAAUGGAGGUCUUCGAUUUGAUUCACACAGUCAAGUUGCUGCCCUUGUUGUAGUAUUUAAGACCUCACAGCUUUACAGCUUCAACUUUAGCAGAAUGUCACAUUUCUACAGUCAGAUUGUGUCAUGGUUUAAUAAGGAAAUUGCAGGAGCUCCACCUGGACUCCAGAAAGGAUGGUUUGUGAGCCAAUUAUCAUUGUAUGACCUCCAGCAAUGUCUGAGCUCAGAGACGUUGGAGGUUGCAGGCUUUUCAGUAGCACUUACAUUUGCAUUGCUUUUGCUUACCACAUGGAAUAUACCUCUAAGCAUUUAUGUGACUGUUGCUGUGGGAGGCAGUGUUUUUGCUACUGUUGGCCUGCUUGUGCUUCUAGAAUGGCAGCUGAACAGUGUGGAAGCACUGUUUAUUUCAGCUGCUGCAGGACUCUCUGUUGACUUUGCAGCCAAUUACUGCAUUUCCUACUGUCUGGCCCCACACACCGACAGACUGGGCAGGGUAGCACAUUCCUUGAAGAGAAUGGGUUGUCCAGUAGCCACAGGCGCUGGAGCCUAUUUUUGCGUGGGGAUCAUCAUGUUACCUGCAACUGCACUGCUUUUCAGAAAGCUAGGGAUUUUUCUCCUUCUCGUGAAGUGUGUGGCAUGUGGAUUUGCCACUUUUUUCUUUCAGUCGCUCUGCUGCUUCUUUGGUCCUGAAAAGAACUGUGGGAAAAUAAUUAUACCAUGUGCAACAGAGCGAGCCACGGAAAAUAUGCUGUCUUCAUGCUCAGCUGCUGAACCUGGAACUGCCAAUCCUUCAGCUAAUGGGGCAUUCGGCUGUGGCACAGGAUCACGAGGCAGAAGGAGCUUCAACAAAGAAGGCGGCGGAGGAUUCCUGUGCCCAAAUCAGCAGCGUCACAGGCACCAGCAGGCAGGGGUGAGGAGGGAGCCAGAGCAGUAUGAGCUGCAACCACUAGCCUGUCAUCUAAGUGACAGCUUUGAAAAUAGCACUUGCACCAGCAAGCUAUCCAACAGGCCUUCUGUCCUUUCGGAUGACAUAGAGUUCUGUGGUCUCAGUCCAAAGCGAGAUUACGACAGGAUGAGCAUGGAAGCUGACAGUGAGAUGGGCAGCAGGCACCUCAAAGGGUGCAACCCUCCGCCAGCACUCCAGACCUCCUCCCCCUACAAGGGGAACGUACUGCGACCUGUAGUGGUUCCUCCAGGUGAUCCUGCAAAGGAGAGGCUUUUGUGCAAGAAAUGUCGUGGACAGUCUGUUGCCGGAGUUAAGCUGUGGAACGCUUCCUUGUCAUCAUCCUCCAGCAUGGAUGAUAUCAUGGUCACCGAGACUACGAGUACUGUCAAUAAGAGGUCGCUUUCUAUGGAUGGUACAACUACAUGUCAUCCACACAAACGACUUUUGUCAUGUCAGUCGCAAAGUUCCUUUGAAGGACUUGAAGAUUCUAACGAGACGUGCUUAAGUGACAUUGAGCCCGCCGCCUCAGUCCCUCCAUCCACUGUGAAUGAGGGAGAGCUACGACCAGGUCACCUCAAUGGCAAGAGAGAUACUUUGCGUCUGUCCCUGAGGCAAACAGUUUACGACCUUGCUUCCCCAGGGACUGGCAGGGGGCGGACAAGCCAAAGUGAGCUGCCCGUGAUACUGCCAAACAGUAAACCUGAUAUGCCGGAUGUUUGGAUCAAGAGGGAUGGGAAAGGCGAGGACAGCAGCUGAUCGAAACGUUCGGUAGAUGAAACCUCACUGACUGUUCUCAGCAUGUCCACUUGUAAUGCUGUGGUGAACUUGUACAGAGCAUCCUACAAAUUAUAACAGUAUAAAAGUUAUGAACAUACCUGUAAAUGCCUACUGGACACUACUGAUCUACGAACACAAUGAUAUAGGCCACACAUUUUUGUGGAAUCCUUCAAAAGUAAUUUCACACUGCCUCCACCAGUGAUUUUGACACAGAUGUUACUUAAAACUGGGGGACCAAUGUCAUUGUAUGUCUUACUGAAUAAGCACUACAACAGCCUGUCCCCUUGUGGCCUUGUGUUGCUGUUUCCUACCACAAAAAUUGUAUAAACUCUCAAAGGAUUUUGGUGCCUGAACCUUUACGCAAACAAGGCCAGAUCAGUUCACUUAAGCCUUGUCCUAAAACAUGUUGUCAUUGUAUCUGUUUUUAUUUUGUUCAGAACCACACCAAGGCAAAUACUAACCAAAGGCCUAGUGAAUAUUUUACAUUCAGAUAUUCAAAGCCCUUGAUCUUAAGCAACCAAAUUAUUUGUAUUGUUUUGCACAUUAUUUGGAACACUUUAUCUUAUUUACAUACAUUAAUUUUAUUUACCAGAGACAUGAUUAUUGCCCACACACUGUGUUCAUUAUGAGAUGUAAUACCAAUAUAGAUUUAUUAUAUAAACAUUUUCAGUUUUUAUCUAAACCUAAACUAAGAGUUCAGACAGUCAAGAUAUACUAAUGACAGUCUCUAAAUAUCAAAAAGCCAUAAAAAAUGUAACUAUAACUUUCAAUUAACUAUAAAGGCAGAAACAGGUGUAACAUACAAUCAAUACUUCUAAGGUCAGAACUCAGUAGACAUUUUUCAACAAAUGUCUACCCAGUCAACUAAUAGCUGAUACAGGCAUGUCCUACAUCUGCAUAAUAAUUAUUUUUUGCUCAACACAUUGCAGUGUAUGUCCUGUCUUUACAUGUCUGUAUUUGUUUAAAUGAUGUAUGAACAUAAGAGUGCAAAGAAAGUUGUAACAUGGUGCAAAGUGUGGUGCUGCUGUGUUGUAUAAAAAUUUCUGAAUGGAACUUCUUAAAAAAAUAUUUAACAGUAAUUCGUAAGGAAUGUAAAAAAUAAAAACAAAAACCUUUUAGUGAAAGAAGAAAUAGUUUUUAAUCAAGCAAUUAAGCACUCAAAGGCUGAACACAAGUCCCAGUUUGAUAAUCAAAGAAUUGUUACUAAAUCAAUGAACUGUUUAAGAAGAGAUGGUCCUCUCUGGCCAGUUAUUACUAAAAUGGGGUCAAUGUUUUCUUGGAAUAAUGGCCAAUAAACAUGUCCACAAUGCUGUCCUACCUUUCUAAUGUGCAAAGUGCCAAAUGUAAAAGUAUCGAUUAUUUGUGCCAAACUGAGUGCUGCGUCGAGUUUUUUGUGAAAUGUACUAUUACAAGUUUAUGUUGAUACUGUUUAAUGUCAGAUUUAAAGAGUUUAAGACAGAACUAUGAUGGAAACAUGAUGGAAAACCUCAAUAAAGACAUAUUUUACUGA
Molecule: messenger RNA, 6100 nt
Organism: Colossoma macropomum (tambaqui)
Lineage: Eukaryota; Metazoa; Chordata; Actinopteri; Characiformes; Serrasalmidae
Gene: disp2
Product: dispatched homolog 2 (Drosophila)
Exons: 8
Coding region: 127-4569 (1480 amino acids)
Cellular component (GO): membrane
Source: RefSeq, a predicted model, not a curated record